AUGCGGUUGCAACAGCAGUGCCAACAGCUGCCAGCUUUGCGACUGUUAUUCGUUUGCAUCGUUUUGUGGGCUUCGGGGCCCAUAGCCGCUGGUCAGGUCACCAAUGUACAGUUUAGUGAUGAAAACCCAGCGCUAUACGUACUUGCUGGAACUAUCAGCUGGGAUCCGCCGGCAGAUCUGACCGGCAUAACCCACUAUCUCGUUCACCCUGCAUGUAGUCCAGAUCUUUCCUUCGAGAAUGCCGGCGAUGGACCUCUCAUAGUGCAUCAUGGUCCCGGUGGCACCCUGCAGGAUGUUCCAGUUGGAACGAACUCCAUUCGCGGCGUCGCUGGGAACAAUGACUUUUUCUACAAGGCUUGCAGUCAUGUCCUCAGCUGUUGC
This is a messenger RNA of Symbiodinium necroappetens, 381 nucleotides long. The record is from the annotation of a GenBank genome assembly. Lineage: Eukaryota; Dinophyceae; Suessiales; Symbiodiniaceae.